This is a messenger RNA of Kwoniella shivajii, 780 nucleotides long. RefSeq lists its product as uncharacterized. Bases 1 to 780 code for a protein of 259 amino acids. The record is from RefSeq and is a predicted model, not a curated record. The transcript has a single exon. NCBI's taxonomy places the organism in Eukaryota, Fungi, Basidiomycota, Tremellomycetes, Tremellales, Cryptococcaceae.
AUGACCAGAUCCAUUCCCCCGCCCAAACCUAGCAGCUCAUUCACCAACGUUCGCACUUUCACUUAUCAGUGCUCUCCUCUUCAGCCACGUAUCAUUCCCUUGCCCAGCUCCAGCUCCAGUAAUUCUCAACCUCCAGAGCAAGAGGAAAAGGUAGAUCUUGAACAGGAUAAAGAAUGCGAUAAAACUAUAUUACAGAUCGGUUCUACAAAGACACAUAAUUUAGCAAUGUUAACUAUCCCUUCUAUCAUCACAAUCACUUCCAACUCUUCUUCUUCUUCUUCUUCCUCUUCUUCUUCUUCUUCUUCCUCUUCUUCUUCUUCUUCUUUACCUCUUGGUACUGCUCCUAUCGUCGAAGCCGCAAAGCAGUCACAAUCGGAUCAGACUUCUCCCCUAUUACCAGCAUCUAAACAAGGAUUCGCCACGAAGAAAAUCGACAUCAACCCAUUCCCGUUGAGAGGAACCAAUACUUUCUCGUCAGACGUGAUAGCUUCAAUCCUUGAGAGUGACCGUGAAACAUUUUCAUUGAAAUUAGCAGGUACCUCCCCACCUACUGAUCAAAUGAAGAUCAAGGAAGAUCAACUUUAUUCACAGGACCUGAAUCCUGUUGAAUGGGGUGGGUGCCAAGAAAUGUUAUUUAAAAAAUUGCCAAAUACCAAAUUCGUUAAAUUCGGUGAUCAUGAUAACGAAAUGAAAGGAGAAAUGUUACUUGGAUAUAGAUUUGUCCAAGUCAUCAAGUCACUGAGAAGUGAUAUUAUAGUUGAAGAAGACGAGAUUGAGUGA